AGUUUUUCCCAGAGCCAUGACAAACCAAGUCGAAUCCAAACGGUUGAAAUUACGCCGCCCGAAACCGGUUGGCCAUGAUGCAACGAUCUGGACUCGUUAAACAGAUGAAAUUUUGUUCAUUUUCAACGAUUUUUUUUUUUUUUUUUUUUUUUGAUACCUUUAAUAUGCUAUUAUCUCAAGAUCGCCUUCACGCCUUCCGCAUGUAGUACGCGGAAGAUGCCACCAACCCAGAACGAAUUGGCUUGUUCAUGUUCAGCACCAAGGCUGAUUCUGGCCGGCGCACCGCGACUCCCCUUUCCCCGGAGGUGUGCAAAAUGAGCCUUUCUGCAUCAGUCGGUGUCGGUGAUUCUAGCGGUGUGGAGGUCCUAACAAAGAAAUCUUUUCUAAUUCUAUCACAUAAUAAACUAAGAAAAAUGAAGGUUGCGAUUCUGCUUUUUGUGGUGCUUUUCGUGAGUCUGGCGGCGGGUCAGGCCUUCUGGAGAGCGGUUCCAGUACAGAAAGAAGUGCAGAAUAAUAAAAUCCCAGUCGACAGUCGAUUCGAAGCGUCCGACGGCUGGAUCACACGAGAUUUCAACUUCAAUAAUCAACCGCCGAAUUCGUUCUUUUAAAACCGUAAAUUAUAUUGUUAAAGCUUUCUCCUGAGAUGUGUGUCAUAAUUAAUCCCUCCAAUAAAUACAUAUUGUUU
Cimex lectularius (bed bug) is the source of this 685-nucleotide messenger RNA. RefSeq lists its product as uncharacterized. Bases 249 to 608 code for a protein of 119 amino acids. Lineage: Eukaryota; Metazoa; Arthropoda; Insecta; Hemiptera; Cimicidae. The record is from RefSeq and is a predicted model, not a curated record. The transcript is spliced from 2 exons.